AUGGACAGGUUGCAGACCGAGUUGGCGCAAUCGCGCACGCUGGUCAACAAAGCAGCGCCACGGAUGGACGCCCUUCGCUUGGAUGCGUCCAAAGCUCGUGAGGACGCAAAAGCAGCUCGACGAGAAGCGGCGGCGGCGUCGAAGAAGGCGCAAGACAGUGCGACAGCGUUACCGGACCUCGCACAGCGGCAUAAGGUGGCUGGGAAGCGACUGGAGGAGUUGGAGAGGAAGAUCACUCGGCUGACUCAGCAUAACACCGUUCUACGGCGUGUGAACGUCGUCUUCAAGAACAGUUUGGAGCAUCGUCAGGCUGAUCUCGCAACAGCUCAGGAUCGCACAGUGGCUGCAGAACGAGAGCGAGCGGAGGCCUCCCUCGCUCGCGACGACUUGCAGGCGGAGCUGGAUGCGAGUCGACAGUCGCUGCUGAAGAAGCAGGCUUCUUCUGCUGAUCUCCGCAGCAAACUAGCGGAGCGUGAGGAACACCUUGGAGCGUUGCGCAACUUGAUCAAUCUGGUACCUGCGCCGACUCCGCAACCUGAGGUGGAACGAUGCGUGGCGUCGGCCUCUUCCCGUUCGUCUCUUGCCACACUGGCGUCAACGGCCACGAGCCUUGUCUCCUCUGAUCCUCCAGCGCGAACAUCUUCGCAGCAGCUCCCGUCUGGCUCGGCAAAGCGAAGUGGAGAUCUCUCUUCUGAUCCAACGUUACAGUCGAAGCGCGCAAAGCGCGCCGUUGCGACUACCGAGGGAGCGCCAGCUGAGUUGUCUUCCUCUACGGCGAUGGCCCGAAGCCCAUUCACGCACGCAAUUCCACCUGAGUCCAGCGAAGCUGCGCGCCCUGCCGAUGUCACGCCGUGGCUCUGGGAGGUUGUUGCAGGUCACCGCCUUGACCAGCUUACAGCCAAAGACCUCGCUUCGAAGUUCUUACCACGCGACUGGCUGCUACCCGCCGGGGUGUGCAACCCUAAGAAGGGGGAGCUGGCGGUUCCUGCUGACUAUCGACCCUGGCCACAAGCCUCGGUCGAAGCUUUAUACAAAGCGAGUCCCUGGAAGAUCUUCCUGGAUAACGUGCCCGACCCAGUCUCAUUCGACAUUGGAGAUCCCCGCUUCCAACCUCUUCUGGCCAUCAUCCGCGAUGUGCUGACUCGGAACGAUAAUCGUGGCGCGCUUGUGUUCUGGGAGAUCACCCACUCCAUCGAGAUUUCCAUUUCCAAGGCCAGCGCUGAGUCUUGGGAGGUGGCCCGCCUGUGCAAGACUCAUGUGUGCGACUUUGACAUUCUUCUGGAGCCAUUCUUCCUGCCGCUGAUCGCAACGUGCCCGUGGUUCCCUAAGGGAGCUUCUGGUGCCUCUGGAGAUCUGUUACACGCCCAGCGCGUCGUGGCAAGCGCGUUUCAGCAGUCGUCGGACGCGCGUUCGCGCCUCCGGCGCCUCGGCCACUGCGACACCGGGCUGGAUCUCCAAGUCGCCCCCGAGUACUCGUUCGUCGUAAUUCUAAUGUCCGACCAGAUCAUCACAACUAACCUCGUUUCUCCAUUCCAUCGCGUGGUCUUCUCUCCAUUUCUUCUUCCACUCAAUCAAAUGUAA
Molecule: messenger RNA, 1581 nt
Organism: Phytophthora sojae
Lineage: Eukaryota; Oomycota; Peronosporomycetes; Peronosporales; Peronosporaceae
Exons: 6
Coding region: 1-1581 (526 amino acids)
Source: RefSeq, a predicted model, not a curated record